GCACAGUUAGCAUGUUAGGACGAUUCAGCGCCUGAAUGAGAAGAGAAAUCCUACAAAGUGUUCAGAGUUAUUUUUAGGUCUUGGACUCUCGGGUGUUUAUAAAAUGUCUCAGGAUCUUUCAGUUUCUCCUGUGGAGGUCCAGGAGCUUUCAGUGAGUAAAGAAGAGGUCCCCCCUGAACAGCAGGAGAGGGGCCCCAGUCUGAACCAGGAGAUUACUGAGUCUCAACACCUUAAAGAGGAGCCCGAGGAACUACAGAUAAGUCAGGAGGGAGGGCAGAAUCAUUGGCCAGAGAAUGCUGGCAUAGUCAAGUUCACUUUUGUUCCGGUUCCUGUGAAGAUUGAGGAGAAACCUCAGUCCUCACAACUUCACAAGAGACAGACUGAGCAGAUGGAAACAGGAGCUGAUAGUGAGGACUGUAGAGGACCAGGAGCAGCCAGAUACUGUAAUCCAGAGAGGAAUUUACAACCAGAGACUGAGGUCAAGAGUGAGGACUCCUCUGAGGCUGAGACUGAUGACAGUGCUGAUUGGGUGGAGCCAACAGACCACCAGUCAGGUGUAAACUCACUGGAAAACAUUAAAAAUAAGAGAGGGAAGACUGACAGGAAAUCACUUUGCUGUUCUGAGUGUGGUAAAAUGUUUAACCACAAAACUAAUCUAAUUAAACACAUGUUAGUUCAUAGGAGACAGAAACCCUAUAGACGUGGUAAAAGAUCAAGUUUUGCACGAACUCUGGCAAGUUGUCUGAGACCUCAUGCUGGUGAGAAACCAUUUGAUUGCUCUGAGUGUGGUAAAAUUUUUUACCAAAAACAACAUCUUGCAUAUCAUAUGAGAAUUCACACAGGAGAGAAACCCUUUGGCUGCUCUGAGUGUGGAAAAAGAUUUAGCAUUGAAAGUAAUUUGACAACACACAUGAGAAUUCAUUCAGGAGAGAAACCUUUUGACUGCUCAGAGUGUGGUAGAAGAUUUACCCAAAAUGCAAAUCUGACCAGACACAUGUCAGUUCACACUAGACAAAAACUCUUCAGCUCCACUAACUGCCGCGAAGAAUUUGACCUGACCGAUGAAGGGUUGAAACAUCAGAGAACUCACGCUUCAGGAAAACCCUUUAGCUGCUUUCAGUGUGGUAAAAGAUUUAGCCUUAAAAGUAAUUUGUCCAAACAUAAAAGAAUUCAUACAGGAGAGAAGCCCUUUGAGUGCUCAGAGUGCGGGAAAAGAUUUACCCAUAAACAUCAUAUCAGGGGCCAUAUGAAAACACACUCUGGAGACAAACCCUUCAGCUGCUUAGAGUGUGGUCAAAAAUUUUGCCUUAAAAGUAAUUUGACCAAACACAGGAGAAUUCAUACAGGACAGAAGCCCUUUGAAUGCACUGAGUGUGGUAAAAGAUUUACCUAUAAAUAUAAUUUGAAGGACCAUAUGAGAACACACACUGAAGAAAAACCUUUCAGCUGCUUAGACUGUGGUCAAAGAUUUACCCGACAAAAUUCUGUGACCAAACACAUGUUAGUUCACACUAAACAGAAGCUCUUCAGCUGCGUUGAUUGUGGUAAAAAAUUUAGCCUCAAAAGUAGUUUGACCUUACACAGGAGAAGUCACACAGGAGAGAAACCCUUUGACUGCUCCGAGUGUGGUAAAAGAUUUAGCCGUAAAAGUAAUUUGACCACACACAGGAGAAUGCAUUCAGGAGAGAAACCCUUUGACUGCCCUGAGUGUGGUAAAAGAUAUAUCCAAAAAGUUUCUCUGACAAGACAUAUGUUGAUUCACACUACACAAAAGCCCUUUAGAUGCUCUGAAUGUGACAAAGGAUUUAACCAACAAAGUUCUCUGACCAGACAUAUGUUACUUCACACUCGACAGAAGAGAGAAAAUCUUUAGCUGCUUCUUCCCUGUUUAAGGAUUCUCUGAAAGGUCCAAUUUGGCAUUUGACAUUGCUCUGAAACCGUUCAGCUGCCAUGUAUUGUAUCAAAGUUUUCCUUGAUGUUAUCAGUUAAUGAGUCACAAGUGCAAUGGCUGACAGGCCUCAGAUAUCAGUUGCUAUUGAAGAGAACAGUGGAUGAUCAGAACCAGUCAGCAAAUUAUAUCCACAGCGAUAAUUACAAACAGAGACUGGGGUCAAGACUGCUGACUAUUAUGACCCUGAGACUAAAGAUGGUAAUGCCGCUGAGACACCACUCUGAGUCUCAGAGAGAAACCAUAUAAAUCAGCGGUUUUCAAAGUGUGAGCCGGGCCUCCCCUGGGGGGCGCCACAGAACUUCAGGGGAGGUGCGGAACCAUAAACCAGAAAAAAAGUGAUUUGCUUGGCUAA
Messenger RNA from Cheilinus undulatus (humphead wrasse), 2303 nucleotides. RefSeq names its product gastrula zinc finger protein XlCGF57.1-like. The record is from RefSeq and is a predicted model, not a curated record. The coding region runs from base 104 to 1873 and encodes 589 amino acids. NCBI's taxonomy places the organism in Eukaryota, Metazoa, Chordata, Actinopteri, Labriformes, Labridae. The transcript is spliced from 2 exons.